Messenger RNA from Blepharisma stoltei, 2246 nucleotides. The record is from the annotation of a GenBank genome assembly. Lineage: Eukaryota; Ciliophora; Heterotrichea; Heterotrichida; Blepharismidae.
AUGGAAUGUCCCGUAUGUCUUAACAACUGGAACCCAGAAACCACAAUUCCAAAAAUCCUGAAAUGUGGUCACAGUUUAUGUCAGGCAUGCGUUCUUCAACUGGCUCCAUGUCAAAUGAUCGUGGGUUUUUGACAGUGUGCAUUUCAUCGAAAUCCAUUUGGUCGAAAAUUUUGAUUUGGCCGAAAAAUUAACAGUUUUUUUGGGGUCGAAUCGAAUGUCUCACUAUCAAAAAUUUUCGGCCAAAAUUUUUUCGGUGAAAUGGACACUGUCAAAAAGGCAAAGUCAUUUGACCUGCACCCUCUUCAACUAUAUCAUAACGAACAAAUCUCAUGCCCAUCAUGCACAGGUCUUCAUAUUUUUAAAAUAUCAAGACUUCCUAAUGAAAGUGAACUAGAAUAUAGCUUUCGGUGCAUUGAAUCGCUACCUCGAAACUUUACCCUUUUAAGUUUGGUCAUAUCUAAACCUUCCCCUGCAAUUCGCCGCACUAAAACAUCGAUUAUUUCUCAUAGAGAAUUCCGAUAUGGAAUGAAAUGUCCAGAGCACAACUUGAUGAUUCACAAAUAUUUUCUAUUUAGGUUGGUCUUGACCCGCUAAAAAGGACUUCUUACUGCGGCAGCAUCUGACAACAGUAUCCUACAGAGGGUAAAGACAAAGCAGCUAGAGCAAAAUCAGAGAAGGCUCAGAUGGAGCAACCGGCAAGCAAAUCCUAAACCUGUCCACCAUAAUGGUGCAGGCCGUCUACAUGCCACUGGUAAACAAUCAGAGAGCAGGACCCUAGAACCUUACAGCAAGCCCGUAAGUAGCUGAGACAUCACCAGGCGAGCUCAAUCAUUUUGAUCCGAAAUUAAUUAUAACGAUGAUUCACUCAUAUACCGCAAAACCAUUUAGUAUGCUUUGUGAUAAAUGCAUACAAGAAAUUUCUAGUUAUAAGCUACAAGUCCACCCAUUCCCACAAGUUGUUGAAAAAGCUAGAGAAGACUUGAAAAAAGCGAAUGAUGUUCUUCAGAAAAAGAAAGAGAUUUAUUUUGGCUUAAAAAUUGAAAAUUUAGAUAUUCUAUGAUAAGGUUAAUAAUUUAUAUCAAAAAUAAAUAUUUAUUAUGACGUUUAUUUCAUUUUUAAGCAGUAUAAUAAAUCUCAAGGACUCAUUCAACAAUUAGAAGAGCACUUCCAAACACUAAAAAUAAAUUUAAACCAAGCUGCAGUCUCUUCAAAAACACAAUUACAAAGCUUAAUAUCUGCCCAUGACCAAGAAAAUAAAGAAGUUAUUGACACUAUCAAUAAAGAAUCUGAAAAUAUAGAAAAAAUAACUGGGACAUUACAGCUUCUUAUGGAAAAAGAUGACGCAGGAAUAGCAAAAGCUCAUAAAGAAGUAUUAAAACUUGUUGAGGACUCUGUAGAACCUUUACCUGAAAUUACGUGCCCAUCAUUAAAUAUCAAUAUUAAUUUAAAUCAAGCUUCUAUAGCAGCUUUCGAAGAACUGCUACAAAAUUCAUUUUCUUUUAAAUUUAAACAAGCCCAAAAAAUUACAUGAAAAUGUGGAAAAUGUUUAGGAAAAAUGACUGAUGGAGAAAUUUUGUGUACAAAAUGCGAGUGCUUUAGACCUUUAGAAAGCUAUCCCAAUUUAAUUAGCAACCCUAAUAAUGCUACACAACAGGAAAUAAUUGAAAUUCAAAAACGUCGAGAAAUUGAGCUAGAAAUGAUCAGUAAUCUUGACGUCCAGUCAGAAGAACAAGGUCUCUGAUACAUUAUUAAUGCUGAUUGGAUUGCUGACUGAAAAAACUUUAUCUUCAAUAAAACAACACGCAGCUCCCGCUAUAUCUCUCCUAAUGAAAAAAUUGGUGUUUUGCCACCUGGCCCUAUAACAAACAAUAAAUUAUUCACAAACCCAGAAAAUCCAGUUGAAAUUAAAUCAAAAUUUAAGUUUAAUAGAUUAAUAUUUAAGUCCCAUUUCUGAUUGCUUUUACUGAGAUCAACAGCUACACCAGCCUCAGUCUAGAAUGCUUCUUUUCAAGCCAAUAUUCUCAAGAAGUCGAAAACUUCUAUCAUUGAGCUCGGUUGUAGGACCGUGGUCCUACCCCUAGCCAUCAUUUUAAACUGUGAAAUCAAAAUUAAAACCAGUCGCCCAUUAUAGAGGAGUUAACGAGAACGUCUGGAAUUUAUAUUUAAAAAUAUAUGGAGGAGGCCCAGAAAUUGUCAGGAGAAAAUUAAAUAUUUAUGAAGACAUACAACCUUCAUUAUCCACUUAA